Messenger RNA from Boleophthalmus pectinirostris (great blue-spotted mudskipper), 2780 nucleotides. RefSeq names its product F-box and WD repeat domain containing 4 (gene fbxw4). Gene Ontology annotation, molecular function: protein binding. The coding region runs from base 124 to 1293 and encodes 389 amino acids. The transcript is spliced from 9 exons. The record is from RefSeq and is a predicted model, not a curated record. Gene Ontology annotation, cellular component: SCF ubiquitin ligase complex. Gene Ontology annotation, biological process: SCF-dependent proteasomal ubiquitin-dependent protein catabolic process. Lineage: Eukaryota; Metazoa; Chordata; Actinopteri; Gobiiformes; Gobiidae.
UGCAGUAGCGUAAUGGCUUCCUGUGCUUGCUUCCUGCAAAUCAAGUUUUUCGUUCUAAUGAACACUUUGCUAAAAUGAGCAGCCGCCGCGGUGCGUGGUUGUGGAUAGCGGCGGUGGGUCGCCAUGCUCCUAUUUCAAUUGCCUGACGACGUCCUGUACCACAUCCUGGCUUACUUGGACCACAGAUCUCUCAGUCGAUUCUCGCAAGUUUGUAAAUCUGCCUACAGUUUUGUUAACCGUGACAAUGUGUGGAAGAAUGUUGCCAAACAGUUCCUAAACACUGGGAUUCGUCGGAAUGGAUCAGAUCUAUACCCAAAAAUUCCACUUAAGGAGAGAGUGAGGACUGCUCAGAACUGGUCCAGUGGGCUCUGCACCAAGGACGUACUUAUCAGAUGGAGAAAAAACCUGUUGCCAUGGCUGCAGAUCGAUGGGAAUAUACUGUUUCUGUCCCAGGCAGCAGAGAUCCGAGCUCACAGAGUGCACCAAAAUGCCAAGAAGAUUCUCAGCCAGCCAUUUCAAAUCUAUUCUGGUCACAAUGGGGAUGUGUGUCGCUUUGUUCUCAACAACUCAUAUUUAAUCAGCAGUGGAAGCGAUGGGACUAUUGUGGUCCACAGCAGGAGAAGUGGUGCUCAGACCAAGCUGCCAGGGCACAGCCAGGAAAUCAACUGUCUGGAUUCCAGAGAUGAGCUCAUUAUCAGUGGAUCCAGAGAUACAACCGUCAAGGUUUGGACAUUGACCUCAAGCUCUUCUAAGGAAACCAUUUCCACUUUUGACAGAGUCUGGUCUAUUGCCAUUGAUCCUUCUGUCAGCUCCUUCGCCGUGGGCACUGCAUGUUGUCGGACCCCCUCUCCUCUUCACAUUUGGACUAUAGAAAGGCUGGAGUGUGUGUGCAGCCUGGGCUCAGAUUUUCGACGUGGAGCCGGGGUCCUGGACAUCGUCUUUGAGACUCCCUUUCAGCUCCUGACAUGUGGCUAUGAUACGUACAUCCGCCUGUGGGACCUCCGUCUCAGCACACGGAAGUGCGUGAUGGAGUGGGAGGAGCCUCAUGACAGUGCACUGUACUGCUUGCAGACUGAUGGCAACCACAUGAUGGCCAGCGGCUCCUCGUACUAUGGUGUGGUGCGUUUGUGGGACAAACGGCAAAGCCAUUGUUUGCAGGUGUAUGAGCUGAGUGCCCAGCGCCCCAGCAGCCCAGUCUACUGCCUUCGCUUCAACAGCUCUCAUCUGUUUGCUGCCCUGGCCACCAGCCUGCACUCCCUGGACUUUAGAUUGAGUCCUGGCUUUAGCUCCUAGCAAAAAACUGUUUAAGGCGUGUUACUGGAGUCAUGUCCCAUCAUUCAAAGGAUCUGUGAAGUCACUGCUCUCAGUCCAAACCCCUGUGCAGUUACAGAAGAUUUUGAGAUCCUAAAAGGUCUAGAUAUGUUUUUAUACUGACAAAAAUGUGUUUUAAUGAGAUUUAUAGUGUCAGCUAUACAUGCAGAGGAAAUAUGGAUCAGAAGAUGAAACACCGGAGGUUAGUGAGUUGGUUCUUCAGUAAUUUACGUCACAUGAGGAAGACACUCAGGAGCAGGAAAAAGAAUGUAAGUGAAUGAAUGAAAUUCACUUUUGUGAAUUUAAAGAUGUUUUUUUUUUACAGUGCUUUUCUUAGAUUGUACAAGCAGUUGAAUUUUUAAUAAUUAUUUAUGAAUCUUUCAAGUAAAGAAGAAUAUCGUCACACAUAUUUUGAAUAUAUUCAUAAAGUUUAUUACAUGUGUGAUCUUUUGACUUUAAUUCUUUUUGCCUGUUUUCUUUUACUUGAGCAAAUAGCCAGUCCAACUGUGGCAGUUGAACUGACACUACUCUCAGGCUGUUUUUGAGACGACCAUUAGGAGGGCGAUUUCAUGAUGUUAUGCUUCCCUCUACUGGUUGUAAAGGGCAGACCACUGUUAAUUGACCGAAUCAUAAUGAGGAAUGUAAUUAAUGACUCAAAAAAUGUAUUUGCAAUUUUCUCAAUAAAAUAUAUACCAGGGCAUAGGGCUUUAGAUAACUUUUAUCAUUUAAAAAUAUCAAGACAAGUCUUCCAGUUUGUGAUUUUAAAAAAAAGUAUUCAUUUUUUUUUUUUUAAAAAGCUGGUGUGCCUAACUGUAAAAAAUGAAUCCUUCGUCUCUUUGAAGUUUUAAAGAGCUUAGGGUCCUGACAGAGCCACAUCAUUUCUGUUUGGGUUUACUCACACACCUGCACCUGCACAGAGACCUAAGCCACACAUGUCAGCUUCUAAUCCAGCUCUUGCCGCACUGUUUCCUCUUCUACCCUACCAACAUAUUUAUUUUAAUACCCAUUUUAAUUAGUGCUUCCCCUUUUCACUUGGCUUAAUAAAAUGACCUCUAUUCAGUAGACAUGUUACAAAGUUGUAAAACAUUUAAAUUAUUACAUCAUAUUGUUCCAGUAUGAAUUCAAAAUAAUAUCUUUCUAUUGAUUUUCAGUUUUGUUUUGUUUUUUUUGUUUCUUUUUUGUACAAAUGCACAGGCAGUUAAAUUGUGAUGUUACAAUAAUUGUGAAUAAUCAGAUUGUGGUUCUGUAUGUGAAGUCUUUUGUUUUGUUUCCUUGUCUUCAUAUCUCCAUAGUAACAUUACCAAUCACAUUAACAGUAAGCCCCCACACGCACACAGACACACACAAAGACGCACAUACACCUUUUGGGUUUACCUGUUUUAUGGGAUCUUGCAUUGACUUGCAUUAAUUUCAUGGAGAUGGAUCCUAUAACUUUAACCAAUGAAUUAAAUGUGUUUGUAGAUUACUGA